Messenger RNA from Fukomys damarensis (Damara mole-rat), 1734 nucleotides. It is a transcript of the gene CUNH1orf87, whose product is annotated as chromosome unknown C1orf87 homolog. The record is from RefSeq and is a predicted model, not a curated record. NCBI's taxonomy places the organism in Eukaryota, Metazoa, Chordata, Mammalia, Rodentia, Bathyergidae. The transcript is spliced from 12 exons. Bases 94 to 1734 code for a protein of 546 amino acids.
CACAGCUCCUCUGCUGAAGGAGGAUUCUGGUCUCACCUGAGCUGCCUGGUGGGGAAGUCACUUAAGUGAUCUGGAGGAACUUUGAGAAGAAUCAUGUCUUCAGUUCAGAAGACGCCUGAUGGAUCAGACACAAUGCCUGAGAUCACAGUGAAGAUCAUUGGAAGUAAAUACUUUCGAUGUCUUGUAGAGAAGCCAAAGAACAGGCAAGAGGAGAACCUGCAGGCAGGCACCCUAGUGGCCCUGAAGAAACCCACGAUGGACACUACAGGGUGGGCAGAAAGGGAGCCACUGGCUCCUCCUAAGCCCUCUGCCCAGCACACUGGCAACCUCCCAGGUGAUGGUGACCAGCAAGGCAGCAAGCACCGAGACAACGCCCCACAACCAGAAGACAACCAGCAGCUCCCAGCAGGGACAUGCAGCAGCACAUAUGUGGAUGGCAGAAUUUCCCAUCAUGCAAAUGUCUACUGCAGCUCAGUACCCACUGGAGACCAAUCCCUGUCCUACAUGCAUGACCUCCCCAGAGGGAAGCUCAGACGCUGGUCCAUGGAACAGAGGGCAGGGGGCCACACUUGCCAGCCUGAGGACAUUGCUCCAAAGGCAAGUGAAAUGACAAGAGAAGACGCUUUCCUUCUCACCCUGGUCAAAAGAGAACUCAAGCCACACCCUUUGAGUUCCAGCUUGUUGGACCAGCUUCAGGAAGAGCUGAAGGCCAUGGACCCUCUCUCUUCAGGAUUUCUCCUCCAACCUCAUCUGAGCUGCCUCCUCCUGAGGCAGGAGAUCCCUCUGCAGGGGCCCACAGUCCAACUCCUUUGCCAGAGGUUCUCUAGAAGUGGCUCUCCCAAAAUGGUGAAUUAUAGAAAACUACUCUGGUUUUUACACUGCGCAUCUUCUGAUGAUUUGCAGCAAAGCAGAGGAGUUGCAGACAGCAACAGGAGGGAAGCUCGGGGUCUGAGCGAUCCUAGCCAAAGCACCCUGCCUCAGCCAUCAGACAAUGACCAGAGCCUACUGGAGAUCUUAAAGAUGGUGCUACAGACAGCCAGCAGACACCUCAACAUAGAGAACCUCAACCUGAACUUUCGGAGAGAAGAUCGUUCAUUUUCUGGCUGUCUUCCCCCACCCAAGGUCAGGGCUAUCUGUGGGAAACAUGGAUUAUAUCUGACCUUGAGCCUACUGGAAAUACUGCUUAACCACCAAGAUCUGGGUUACCAGGAUGAAAUAAAAUGGCAAAAUUUUGUUGAGUUACUGAAAAGAGCUUCUUUGGACUUAUUGUCUGGCUUACCCACAGGGAAGUAUGAACAGGAAGUUCCUGCCUCUCCAGGGCAGUCUGAAGUCCCCGAGGUACCUCAAAGCCAGACUGAACACCAAACCGCAGAAGAGGAGCUGCAACCAAAAAACCCUCCUGCUGAGACUUCAGCGCUGGAAGAUUCUCUGAGCCCUUUGAAGAUCAGGCCAGUUUCCCAGCCUCUGCUGAGUUCAGCCAUGAAGAAUGGGUCUGAGGAACACAAGGAAACCUGGAUAGACAGGUUCAGGAAGCUCGAAAACGCCCUCUACCUGUGUGAUCUGAGCAACACAGGAAAUCUGGAGAAAGAACGAGCCCGACGCCUCAUUCACAACUACAAUCUCAUUUACAACCUCUCCCUGAGCCCUCAGAAAAUUGACCAGGCUUUGCGAAGAUUCUGUUCUGGAGAAAAUCUGCUGUUGGAGCCAGCACUGCGGUACUUGAAGGAGCUAUGA